UCCAAGGCAUUCCUUGCUCACAAUGUAUAGAACAAAAGUCAGUUUGAAAGACCGUCAGCAACUUUAUAAACUGAUAAUUAGUCAGCUGCUAUAUGAUGGAUACAUAAAUAUUGCCAAUGGCUUGAUAAAUGAGAUAAAACCACAAUCAGUCUGUGCACCAUCUGAACAACUGCUGCACCUAAUUAAGUUAGGAAUGGAGAAUGAUGACAGUGCUGUUCAGUAUGCAAUUGGACGGUCAGAUACAGUGGCUCCAGGCACAGGAAUUGACUUGGAAUUUGAUGCAGAUGUACAGACCAUGUCUCCCGAGGCUUCUGAAUAUGAGACUUGUUAUGUCACAUCUCACAAAGGGCCGUGUCGUGUAGCUACGUAUAGCAGAGACGGACAGUUAAUAGCUACAGGAUCUGCUGAUGCCUCAAUAAAAAUUCUUGAUACAGAGAGAAUGUUGGCCAAAAGUGCUAUGCCUAUUGAGGUCAUGAUGAAUGAAACAGCACAGCAAAACAUGGAAAAUCAUCCUGUUAUUCGGACUCUGUACGAUCAUGUGGAUGAAGUUACGUGUUUAGCUUUUCAUCCAACAGAACAGAUCCUAGCAUCUGGUUCAAGGGACUAUACACUUAAAUUGUUUGAUUAUUCAAAACCUUCUGCCAAAAGAGCCUUCAAAUACAUACAGGAGGCAGAGAUGUUGCGCUCAAUUUCUUUUCACCCUUCGGGAGAUUUCAUACUUGUUGGUACCCAGCACCCUACUUUACGACUGUAUGAUAUCAAUACUUUCCAGUGUUUUGUGUCUUGCAAUCCUCAAGAUCAGCACACUGAUGCUAUAUGUUCAGUAAAUUACAACGCAAGUGCAAACAUGUAUGUGACGGGAAGUAAGGAUGGAUGCAUCAAACUGUGGGAUGGUGUUUCAAAUCGCUGCAUCACUACUUUUGAGAAGGCACAUGAUGGAGCUGAAGUCUGUUCUGCUAUUUUUUCCAAAAACUCAAAGUAUAUCUUGUCAAGUGGAAAAGACUCUGUAGCUAAACUAUGGGAGAUAUCCACUGGUCGAACACUGGUCAAAUACACAGGAGCUGGUUUGAGUGGACGACAAGUACACAGGACCCAAGCUGUCUUCAACCACACAGAAGAUUAUGUGCUGCUUCCAGAUGAAAGGACCAUAAGCCUCUGCUGCUGGGACUCAAGGACUGCUGAACGGAGAAAUCUUCUUUCUCUGGGGCACAACAGCAUUGUCCGUUGCAUUGUGCAUUCUCCUACCAAUCCUGGCUUCAUGACCUGCAGUGAUGACUACAGGGCUAGAUUUUGGUACAGAAGGUCAACAACAGACUAAGGACUGCUUUAUAAAACAGUGAUGCUCCAGAUUCCUUCUAUCAUCUUGUAUUGAUUGUACUGCCGACAGAUGCCUACAUGAGAGCCGUGCUGUGUCUGGUCUUUCAUUCUGUCAGGUGUGGCAGAAACAAUAUCAAAAUACUGAGACUAAGUUUUGCCCCAUACUAAUUUUUUUUAUUAGUGUGUGUGGCAUCAGUUUUUGUCAGUCAUCUCCAAUUGUUCUCAAGGGGGGGUGGGCAGAGAAUAAAGUGAUCCUUGCAGGAAGGAUUAAACUUGUUCUCCUGUCUAAAUCCCGCAAAACAAUAAUGUGACUGUAUCUUGCUCAAACUGGGCAGUGUGAGCCAGUUUUGCUCUGUGUUGUAUCUGUGCAAUCCCACUGAAGUCUGUUUAAAGAAUGGAUUACACAAAUAACAGCAGAACUUGGCACAUACUUUAAUGAAGCCUUAAGCUGCCUUUAGUUCUG
This is a messenger RNA of Nestor notabilis (Kea), 1780 nucleotides long. RefSeq names its product cleavage stimulation factor, 3' pre-RNA, subunit 1, 50kDa (gene CSTF1). Bases 23 to 1318 code for a protein of 431 amino acids. Gene Ontology annotation, biological process: mRNA 3'-end processing. NCBI's taxonomy places the organism in Eukaryota, Metazoa, Chordata, Aves, Psittaciformes, Psittacidae. Gene Ontology annotation, molecular function: protein binding; RNA binding. The record is from RefSeq and is a predicted model, not a curated record. The transcript has 5 exons. Gene Ontology annotation, cellular component: mRNA cleavage stimulating factor complex.